UACAUCACACAUAGGUGGAGUAGACGCCUCCCGCUUGGUUUGUAUUCGCUGGCCAUAAACAUCCCUCAAGGAACUCUUCUGUCGUUAGUGUGAUAGAUGAAUUAUUGUGUGGCGGUGUAUACGAAAAUAAUAACCGUGACGAACAUCAAGUUAUUUCCGCGUUACGUCAUUGGUUUAUCAUAGUUGCUGUUAUUAUCCAGCUACUGCUAUCACCAGGUGAGGAGGCAGCCAGUGUACCGUGAGACGCCAGAGGGGAAGGACGCACGCUACUAGCUCCUGUCACUGUUUUUACUUGCCUGACUGUCUAGCAGGAACCCUGACCUGAGGUGAUCCAACACAGGUGGAAGAAUGUUUGCCAAAUUUCUGAAGCUACUAUCGUGGGUGGGACUGUGGAGGGCGCCCAUGGUGGUACUGAAUGAUAACGCCCCCGCCAUCAACCUCACCACCACACCCACACAGAUGGUCGACAUGACUGCUAGGUUUAUGGACGUAUUGGUCGACAACUUCGUGAGUGAGGACAGGCAGAAGGUGUCGUACCUGGCUCUAGAACAAAGUACCUUCUACAAGCGCAACUUCGACGAGUUCGGCUCCCUACUGAAGAAAGUCGACCCCCUUCAGAUGAACGAUACCGAACGGAAGUCCUUCUUUAUCAACCUAUACAACCUGCUGACGAUCCACUCACUGCUGCACAUGGACAGUCUCCCGCAGUCCACCCUCAGCGUCACCGACUUCUGGCAGAGGUACUACUAUAAGGUGGGCCGCUACACCCUCCACCUCGACGAUAUGGAGCACGGCAUUCUGAGAGGUAAUCGACCUCACCCCACCUCCGGCGACAUUAUGUUCAAACGCAAUGACCCCCGUCUGGCUCUCACCCUCCCGGCUGACCCACGCAUCCACGGAGCUCUCAAUUGCGGUGCCCUGAGCUGUCCACCGCUGACGUGGUACGACUCGUCUCAUCUGGAUCAGGAGCUUGACGACGCCCUCCGAGGCUUCUGCAACAAGGGCGUCAAAGCCGUCAGUGACUCCACCCUCCUCAUCAACUCCAUCUUCGACUGGUUCAGGGGUGACUUUGCUGUCUCCGAGGCCCUCACUCUCAGGUGGUUGGCGAACUGUGUUGACGAUCCCGCCAUCAGUGAAGCUCUACUGAAGGCCGCUGAAGACCAGCACUACUUCACCUACCACUACGAUUGGACCCUAAAUGCCGUGUCGGGGGGCGGCAGGGGUCGGGUAAAGGUGACGGUGUACUUCGAGUCCCUGUGUUCUGACUCGAUGAAGUUCUUCAAAGACCAGCUGUACCCGACCUGGCGUGACCUGCAGGAUAUCAUGGACCUGGAGUUUGUUCCUUUCGGCAAGGCUACGGCAACGCCGACGGGGACUGGUGACUACGAGAUGGAAUGUCAACACGGCCCCAACGAGUGCUACGGUAACAAGGUGAUGACGUGCGCUCAGAACUCCCUCACCAUCGCAACCCAGAUGGAGUUAUUCCACUGCAUGAUGACCAAACCGUACCCCGCCUUCACUGGGGAACAGUGUAGCAGAGAGGUUGGCGUCGACUGGGCCCCGAUUGAUGAAUGCUCUAAGAGUACAGUUGGGUCUGGUCUGCUCUAUAAGAAUGGUGUCCGGACGUCGUCACUCAAGCCACGCGUUUACUUCAUCCCAACAGUUACCAUUGACGGGCACUACAACCGUAAUCAACUGAGAACCUCACUUGGGGACUUGAAGACUCAAAUCUGUGAGGUGUACCAGGGACCACCACACCAGAAUUGUCUCUAAAUUUUUUCGUCAUUUCUCCCCAGCAGAGGUUUAAAGAAGUGCUGAGAACAAAUAGUUUUAAUGUCUCAAUGUUACUGCAAUAUUUUCAGUGCUUCUUAUUAGACAGGUCAUACAGUUUACAGACUUCAGUGCAAUCUUAACUAAAACAUUCCUGCCAAGUUUCAUCUCAGUGCAAUUUGAAACCGAGGACUAUGUUUAUUUUAUCUCGUUAAAUAUUUGUCCUAGUACUGAAGUGUUUUUCUCAUUUUUCCAUUCCAUUACUAGGCCCUAUUAACCAUUCAAAAUAUAUCUUUCAAUUACUGUACUGUAUCUUGUCAUUAUUACCCUCCUCUUGACUUUCUCAUUUUAAAGCCAUAACUCCUGUACUUUUCUUCUCCAUAUUUAUUUUGAUAUUCUAAUAUAGUUUUCUUAAGUAUAAAAUGACUACUGGAUUUGACUCUCUUCCCAUUUUUAAUUCCCUCUACUACUCUUACAUCAUUAUUUCAAGUACCGUAUCCAAAGAAGAUAGGUCUCCCAUUAUUGUUCCGCAUUUAAUGGAUUCCAGUUCUAGGCAAUAUGUAAAACUUCUUUUACUAGCAAAGAGAAUAAAAAUCAAGAGCUAACCUCUGAUCUCUUCUCAUUUAACACUGAUUUGUACUUAGUAUUAAAGUUUGUUAUAUCCAUCUUGUAUUAAAGAUAAAAACUUAAGACAUUAACCAGA
This is a messenger RNA of Homarus americanus (American lobster), 2473 nucleotides long. RefSeq lists its product as uncharacterized. Gene Ontology annotation, molecular function: oxidoreductase activity, acting on a sulfur group of donors, disulfide as acceptor. Bases 349 to 1773 code for a protein of 474 amino acids. Lineage: Eukaryota; Metazoa; Arthropoda; Malacostraca; Decapoda; Nephropidae. The transcript has 12 exons. The record is from RefSeq and is a predicted model, not a curated record.